Messenger RNA from Lactuca virosa, 309 nucleotides. Lineage: Eukaryota; Viridiplantae; Streptophyta; Magnoliopsida; Asterales; Asteraceae. The record is from the annotation of a GenBank genome assembly.
AUGGUUUCAAGAAGCACCAACUUCGUCUUCUUCACUUGUCUCAUCUUUCUACCAUCAAUCAUCAACCUCUGUGAAGGAUUUGCCAUUAGUCACUGCAAUGGCACCAUGGAAGAAUGCUCAACAUUAAUGGAGGAGGAUGAAGAGUUCUUAAUGGACACUGAAGAACAUAGGCGAAUUCUGACUGGAAAUACGAAUAUUAUUUAUAAAAGUCUACAAAAACCUCCCGUUUGCGACCCAAAACACUGUGAAGGAUUGUAUAAUGUAAGGAAAGAUAGAGGGUGUGUUAAUUAUUGCAAUAAAGGAGGUUAA